AUGAAUAAAAAGACCGGAAAGGAUAGGCAAAAGAUUGAAAUGAAAUUAAUUGAAUCUAAAGAAGCACACACUGUUACUUUCCCAAAAUGGGAAAAAGGAUUGUUCAAGAAAACAGAUGAGAAUUCAACUCUGACCGGAGCAGAUGUAGGUGUUUUACUCUUUUCACCAAGUGGAAAACCAUAUUCCUAUGGCUCCACGAGUAAAGAUGAAAUAACUCAUAAAUUUUUUAAUCUAAAACUAGAGGAUCGCCAAGGUGAAGGUGCUCAUGUCGAUGUGGGCAAAUCAAAUGUCUUUGAGGCAUUUGAAGAAAACGAAGGUUAUGGAGUUCUUGUGUAA
This is a messenger RNA of Solanum pennellii, 336 nucleotides long. Its product is annotated as agamous-like MADS-box protein AGL29. The transcript has a single exon. The coding region runs from base 1 to 336 and encodes 111 amino acids. Lineage: Eukaryota; Viridiplantae; Streptophyta; Magnoliopsida; Solanales; Solanaceae. Gene Ontology annotation, biological process: regulation of transcription by RNA polymerase II. Gene Ontology annotation, molecular function: DNA-binding transcription factor activity, RNA polymerase II-specific; RNA polymerase II cis-regulatory region sequence-specific DNA binding; protein dimerization activity. The record is from RefSeq and is a predicted model, not a curated record.